Molecule: messenger RNA, 1176 nt
Organism: Penicillium soppii
Lineage: Eukaryota; Fungi; Ascomycota; Eurotiomycetes; Eurotiales; Aspergillaceae
Exons: 4
Coding region: 1-1176 (391 amino acids)
Source: RefSeq, a predicted model, not a curated record
AUGUCUUACUCACAAGCAUCUCAAUCCCACUACUCCUUCUGCGCUGAUUCAGAUCUAGGUCUAAAUACCGACCUUCUUUAUUCAGAUGAUAUCUCUGAGCUUAUUAGCAGCCAAACUCCAUUGACAUCUACGUCUCAAAUUUCAUCUCCGAUUGCACCCCUCUCGCUUACGCGUGUUGGCCUCCCUCUUCAGCAGUAUUGGGUCCUCUAUUCCUCUGAGCCUAGUAGCGAGAUGGAAGAAUCUCGUAAGCGCUUUAUAAGUUGGUGGUUAACUACAGAGUCUGGAUCAACACCUGAUAUACAAGACUCUAUCCGUUGGGAUGGGAAAAAGACUUCAAGUGUCUGGGACAAUUUCAAUCAGGUUGCACAUGAGAAGACUGGCAAGCCAAAGGUUAUGUGCAUAUCAUGCCUCUGUACCCUUGUUCAUCUAAGAUAUCGCCGUGCUGGGUCAUCACCGAUGAAUGCACAUAUUAAGGCAGGCACCUGUACUCGGAAGCCAGUUACUCAGAGGGUUGAUCAGCUACUAAGAAAGAUGCCAUCGAUCCCAAAACACCAACCUUUCUCCCAGGAGCGUCUCGUUAAAGCGAUCCUAGACUUUAUCUCAGCGGCUCACCUACCCUUCCGAAUCGUGGAGCAUACCCAAUUCAAGGACCUAGUAGAGGUCAUUCAACAAGCUCAAAGCAAGAUCGAUAUACCAUCCGCGCGAAGCAUACGACUUCUCAAGCGAGAGUUUCAACGAUAUAAAGAGAUACUUCACCGUGAUUCAGAUAAUACAGUCUUACAAGAUACCACGAGAGAGGCCCCGGAUGAUGAAUAUGAGGUUAUUAAGGAGUAUCUCUCUAUUGGGGAAGCUGCGUUAUUAGACCAAGCUCGGAAACCAAUGCUCCAUCUUGAAACUCUUGAGCCAAUUAGUGACAACGAAGAGGAGGAUCAAGAGCCUAGCAUACAGGACACACAACAGAAGAGGAGCUGCAAUGAUGAUUCAGAUGAUGAGAGGAAUAAUGAUCAAAGUAAGCAAGUGCAGCGUAAGCGAUCAAAGAAACGAUUAUCUGAAUCUCUUGAUGAAGAUGACGAUGACCUUCCAGAAAUGCCAAUAGAUGAGAGCAUGCUGGGACGGUCAGGACGAAUUCGAAAGCAGCCUAGGUUACCUGAUGGAUUUCAGAUUGAUUUAAGGUAG